AUGGACGACUUCAGCACGAAUAGGCACGCCGACGCGCCAGUAAAACCUGAUCUUGCAGCAUCAGUGCCUUCUCGACAUCCCGACCUUUGGUUCAGCGAUGGAAAUAUCGCUCUGGUGGCUGGCGGCCUCUAUUUCAACGUGCACCUCGGCCUGCUCUGUCGCCACUCGGAGCCUCUUAACGAGGCUAUCAACGCUCUGGCUGCAGACGAGAAACAAACCCGCUUAAUCGAAGGAAAUGUUGUUUUGGAGCUCGACGACCAGCCUAAAGACCUGUGCCGUUUUCUUAUGGCCUUGUAUGAUGGAGUCUCUGGUGUUCGAUACGAUCAUACAGAUUUCGAAAGCGUCUCUGCGUUAUUACGACUCUCGACCAAGUAUUCCGUUGAGCACAUUCGAAGAGACAUCUUGCGCGGCAUGAGCACGAUUUGGCCGCGAACGCUCUCCGCCUGGGAAUUCAGAGAAGCAGACGCAACAGAUCCUUCUGGCGUCUACAAGCCACGGUGCAUAUAUCCACACCCAAUCCUCGUCAUCAACCUUGCAAGGGAAACCAACACCCCCGAACUUCUUCCGUCAGCCUUCUAUGACCUCUCUCGCUGUUCAGCAAGCGAAAUAGCCACCGGAUACCUCUCGCCCCACUCAUCUGAACGCUCGGAGCUGCAUGUCCUCUCCGACGAAGAUCUCAUGAGCGCUCUCAAAGGCCGCGAACACGCCUCGCGUUUCCUCUCUACCUUCGUCGUCAACGAGCUAGAAGGACGUGAAGUCUCCGCUGGCUGCGUGCACCGCACCGACCCCGACCCGUUCCGCAAGCGCAUCUGCCAGGCGACCUUCGAGUCGACGACCUUCGAGAUCUUGCGCGACGUCAACGGUGUCGUCUUCCACCGUAGCUCUGACCCCUUGUUCGCGAUCAUGGACGCGGACUUGAUGCAGACGCGCAGCGACGGCUCAGGCGGGCGGCUGAGCUUGCUCCAUCGUGCGUGUGAGCCGUGUCGGGUGGAGUUCACGAGCUCUGUGGAUGCCGCAAGGGAGGAGAUGUGGAGUGUCAAGUUCCCCGAGAACUUCUCUCAAGAGGGGUAUAUUCAGGAGGAUCUUUUCAAUUGCAGCGAUCGCGUAAACAGCCUCCGUGGCCGUCGGUGGCACAUCAACGUUUCAACAUCUGGCAGCGUCCCACAUGUCGGGUAUCGUCUCUCAAGCGAAAACCCUCCUUCGAGCCACGGUCAUGCCCCGGGUACCGGGCCUCUGAAAGUUCCUGCCGCGAGUAUCGCGGAGACCGCCAACUCACUCGCCGACCAACAGGCACCUUGGAUGAAAUCGCGCCCAUGGCGCUCUGGAGAACCUUUCCAGCACCCCCUGCCCAAGGACGGCGAUCCGUGGCGAAAGUGCAACCAACUCGUGAAGGACUUCGAUGACGCGCGGUGCGAGCGCUGGAAGGAUGAGGUGCAGAAUUUGCUAAUUUUUGCAGGUCUCUUCUCCGCCGUCGUAACCGCGUUCGCUGUGGAGACGCAGCGCCUUCUCCAAGAGGACCCAGACGCGACGGCCGUACUCCUGCUCGCGCAGAUCGCAACACAAAUGAGUCAAAACACGUCGGCACCACCCGAUCCCGUACAAACCACACUCAUACCAUUCACCGCGACAUUACAGUCUAUCCGAAUCAACAUUCUCAUAUUCCUCAGUCUCGUUCUCUCACUGGCCACUGUAUUAUUCGGCAUUCUGACUCUUCAGUGGAUCCGCGAGUUCCAACGAAAGGAGAACGUAUCUCACGUCGAGAUGUUGAUCAUUCGGCAAGUGAGGUUCGAAGGGCUGACGAAGUGGAAGGUGCCUCAAAUCAUCUCCCUCCUCCCUGUUCUCCUUCAGACAGCGCUCGUUCUCUUCUUUGCAGGAUUGAUCGAUUUCUUGGUCAGCAUUCACCAGACGCUCGCCAUCGUUGUCGGUGCGGUGGUCGGCCUUACUCUUGUCCUCGCGUUUACAGCGACCAUUCUGCCAGCUCUGCAGAGCUUGUACUGCUUGAUCAUGUUCCCGAAUAAUCCCGGAAUCCAGUGCGCGUACAAGUCCCCUCAGUCUUGGGCAUACUUCCGACUCAUCUUCAACCCUAUUUCCUUCCUCUUCACAACUGCGGGCAAGAUCCACCGCGAAUUCGAGGUCAAAAACUCUGUUAUCGAGAACCUCACCCAACUUGCCAACGCGGAUAAUUGGUCUGAUUACGACAAGAUUUGGAAAGUCCACAAAGACGCAGACAUCGAUGCACCCCUUGCGUGGAUAGCGACAGCUUUUACACAGAACCUCGAGGCUGUCUGCGCCAUUUAUCAGUGCUUUCGUGACGCCGAUAUUGGGAAAGCUUGGAAGGCAUACUGGAAGAUUGAGGGCGAACAUCAUCUUGCACCAGCCGUCGAAGAGCUAAGCCAGAAGGAUCAGGAGCUUAUACGUGACCUGAUUUCGGAGGGAGCCGUCCGUCAUUUUACAGCCAAGAAAGAAUUGCGCCACUCUCAAUCAUUAAUGAUGCAUCAUCUCGAAUUAUACAAUCGGGCCACGACGUCUGGCGCUCGAAUGUCCGACAAAUGCAUGCCUUGUGUGAGGCUGUUCACACCGAAGUGUCCUGACCUAUCGUGGAUUGAAUUUGGAUCUACAGGUGCACCGGACAUACCUCAAGAGAUGCAACUCCAAGUUCUCAAUUCACUCCUACUCAAGAUGGAGGGCAAGGUGUCCAUGCAGUGGCAUGACUUUGAUCUCUUCUGGAAUGUCAUAUUUCGAUUCCUGCAGCAUUCCUCUCACUUGGAACAACGGAUUUUGGACGACGUCAUGGCAAGUCUGGAACGGGCAAUAGGGGUGCCUGUCGAAGGACAUCAUCGAAGUGCAAGAACGGAAUGCAAUGUGGCCUUCUUUAACCAAAUUUUACAUCCCCUGGCUAGCGGCUUCACAGGUCCACAUUUCCAAGAAAACCUUGCCGACCUCGCGAAACGCCUGCCUUUCGUCCGGUGUAUGACAAUAUUAGAAAAUUACCCUCAAGCCAUGACCACGAGUGAUCGCGAGUGGCAAAUACACUUUUGGGAACAUUUCGUCAAGACAUGCAACUUCGAUUCGUCACAUUUUUAUUGUUCCGUUUGA
Messenger RNA from Cyclocybe aegerita, 3096 nucleotides. Lineage: Eukaryota; Fungi; Basidiomycota; Agaricomycetes; Agaricales; Hemipholiotaceae. The record is from the annotation of a GenBank genome assembly.